Molecule: messenger RNA, 348 nt
Organism: Pocillopora meandrina
Lineage: Eukaryota; Metazoa; Cnidaria; Anthozoa; Scleractinia; Pocilloporidae
Source: the annotation of a GenBank genome assembly
UUCACAUUCUCCUCUCGCUUAUGGCAUUUUUGGGGAACUUUCUCAUCCUUGCUGCCCUUCACAAAGUAUCUUCCCUCCAUCUGCCAUCCAAAUUUCUUGUAUCGUUGUUUGGAAACAACUGAUCGGUUAGUUAGUAUUGUCAGCCAGCCUUUCAUUGCCCCUUAUUGGAUGUCCUUGGUUCACAAGGAGUGCUAUCUUUGUCAAUGCACAUACAAAGCAACGAAAAUAACAGGCUAUAUGCAUUAUGUUCACUGUGGAAAGACUUCUAGCCCUGUUGUCGGGGCUAAGAUACAGACAAACCCAGUGUACUUCAUAGUAGCAACCUUUUGGGUACCGUUUGGUGUCGCU